Molecule: messenger RNA, 786 nt
Organism: Arachis duranensis
Lineage: Eukaryota; Viridiplantae; Streptophyta; Magnoliopsida; Fabales; Fabaceae
Exons: 2
Coding region: 1-786 (261 amino acids)
Biological process (GO): DNA integration
Molecular function (GO): nucleic acid binding
Source: RefSeq, a predicted model, not a curated record
AUGGACGAAGUUCAUGAGGGUGUAUGUGGGAACCACAUCGAAGGACGAGCUCUCGCCGCAAAGAUCGUCCGAACAAGAUACUAUUGGCCGACCAUGAAAGGGGAUUGCAUAACAAAAGUCAAGACAUGUGACAAAUGUCAAAAGCACGUAGCCAUCUCUACAAAGCCUGCCGAAGUAUUACACAGCAUGGAGCAUCAUUUUAGCUCGGUUGAACACCCACAAACCAAUGGACAAGCCGAAGCUGCUAACCGAGUUAUAUUGCAGGCAAUAAAGAAAAAGCUCAAUAUUGCGAAGGGAGAAUGGGCAGAGCUCGUCCCAGAAAUAUUAUUGAGCUACAAUACAAUAAUACAAACUAUCACGGGUGAAACGCCCUUCAAAUUAGUCUAUAGGGCUGAAGCAUUAAUUCCCGUUGAAGUCGGCGUCCCUACAUUGAGAGCCGAGCUAUAUGACGAGCAACACAACGUGAACGCAAGGAACGCCGAGCUCGAUUUAGCCGACGAGGAUAGGGAGAUCGCCGCCUUCAAACAAAGGGCUAAAAAACAAUUAGCCGAAAGAAAGCACAACAAGAGAGUACAUUCGAGGACAUUCAAUGGGGGUGAUCUAGUACUCAGACAAACAGAAGAAGCCAGACGACCUCUUACACACGGCAAACUCGCCGCAAAUUGGGAAGGUCCCUUCCGAAUAGCAAAAGUACUCGGACUGGGGGCUUACCAACUUCAAACAUUGCAAGGCAACACAAUACCAGGAAACUGGAAUGUUUCUUCACUAAAAAUGUAUAGAUCAUGA